AUGACGAGCGGCCAGUCUACUGUACGCCUAACGCGUUAUCUAGCCAAGUCUAUGGAAUUGGAGAACUAUGUAUCCCCUGCAAAGAAAGCAAGAAUGCAAGACGUCAUCCCCUCACCUACACCCGACUCGAAGGUGAUUGUUCUUGAUGCUGAACCAGGGCUAGACCAUUAUGAGCUAGGUGUUCAAAACAAACCCCUCAUGCCUGCACAAAAAUUGUCAAUGAAGGGUACCACAAGGUUUGAGCUCCCUACAGCCGUCAACUACAAUGACGAAGAAAUUGAAUUUCUGAAGGACUUGUUCGAUGCCUUACACAAGGAAGUUCAAUCAACAUGUGCACCACCACAGAUUAAGGAGUUUUCUUUGACCACUCCUGAAGUUCCUACACAACGACACAAGAAUGAUAGUGGGAUCUGGGUUUGUGUGUAG
Linum trigynum is the source of this 426-nucleotide messenger RNA. The record is from the annotation of a GenBank genome assembly. Lineage: Eukaryota; Viridiplantae; Streptophyta; Magnoliopsida; Malpighiales; Linaceae.